AUGUCGUCAUUGUCGAUCCUUCCCAGCCUCUCCGCCGGCCGUGCUGUUUUGCCCGCGGCCGCGCGGCUACUUCCGCUGGCGUCACGACUCGCAUCUACGGGCGUGCUUCGCCGCGCCACUACGUCGGCGCCACGCAAUAUUUCAACCACCUCAGGCUCCUCCGGCCGGACCACUCGGGCCGGCGCUGGCGCCCUCUCGACCGGUGCGCCGUCAUUCGGCGGUGGCUAUCGCGGCGGCCGGUGCAACUUCUCGUCCGGCUCCUCGUCAUCCUCCUUUGGCGGCAGCAUCCCAAACAUCUCCGACAUUCCGGCGCCGUCGGCCUCGCUCGUCGCCGCGGCUGUCGUCGGCGCCUCCGCUCUCUACCUGGCCAAGCGGGCGGUGCUGAUGACGGACGCCGGAGUUACGUACGUCGUCCAGAACAAUCUGACCGGCCAGCUUGACGUGCACACAGAGCCAGGCAUCCACUACAUAGUGCCCUUCUUCUCCACGGUGACGGACUACAAGCAAGUCAUCACGUCGACAUUCGAGGCUGACGAGGCCGUCAUCGCCCCGCUCGCCGACACGUACGUCGGGAUGAUCCCC
Messenger RNA from Emiliania huxleyi CCMP1516, 582 nucleotides. RefSeq lists its product as hypothetical. The annotation marks the transcript as partial. The transcript has a single exon. The record is from RefSeq and is a predicted model, not a curated record. Lineage: Eukaryota; Haptophyta; Isochrysidales; Noelaerhabdaceae.